AUGCUUAAGUGUAAUUCUGAUGACGUUUUCACUGAUGAAAAGAAACAACUACUACGCGAGCAGAUAAUCCCCAACGCGGUACGGAUGCACAAGGACCGCCUGCUGGUGCAACCACUCAGAGAUAACAUCCGUGUUGAACACUUCACUGGGAGUCUUUGCUCUCAGUUUACGAUUCCCCAGUCUCACCACACCACCGGUGUACCGGAUACCGACUUUGUGCUGUACGUAGCGGCUGGACCAACUGUAUCUGGUAAUCUCGCGUGGGCAAUUAUCUGCCAGUUUGACUCUAGCGGCCGCCCCUUGGCUGGUGCUUCCAAUAUUGGGUCGGUAGACACUAUGAACGUUAUCUCUUCUAUACGUACCUUGUCACAUGAGUUACUACACGCGUUGGGAUUCGACUCUUUAAUAUUUAAGAAUAGAAACAUGGUUGAUACUGUGUCUGUUCGCAAUAAGCCACCAAGCAUUGUUCUGUCCUCGCCCAAAGUGGUGGAAGUUGCGAGGGCUCAUUACGGGUGCAGUACCAUGCAGUUCAUGGAGUUGGAGGAUAUGGGUGAUGAUGGGUCUGUGGACUCACACUGGAAGAUGCGCAACGCAAAGGAUGAGUUGAUGGCUCCUGCUUCAAUUGCAGGUUUCUACACCGCCAUCACCAUCGCGGCGAUGGAGGACACUGGCUACUACAAAGGCAACUACGGCAAUGCUGAAAGCAUGGUAUGGGGUAAGAAUGCCGGCUGUGUGCUGUUUGAUGAGAACUGCGUUAUUAACGGUGUGUCGCAGGUGCCGGAGAUGUUCUGUGACCGUAAAAUUGCUUCCAACAGUAAGUACAAGUGUACAUCAGACCGGAUGGGCAUUGGAAACUGCAUGAUGGAGUAUCAUACUAGCUUACCACCAUAUUUCCAGUAUUUUCCCAAUCGGAAAAUGGGUGGAAAAUAUGACUGGAUGGAUUACUGCGCAUACAUCGAAGCAUAUUCAAACACUAUGUGUUUAAAUGGAGAUGCAAAAAUGCUGCCCGGUUCUGUGUUUUCAGAAUCUGCGCGAUGUUUUUCAUCAUUCCAGAACAUUCCCCCCCAGAUAAGCGAAGGCAAAACUAUGCUUUCUAUCUGCGUAGACGUGCAGUGUGACAAGAGAACCUCUAAGUACCGGGUGCGCGUGAAGGGCGCCAGUGAUUUCGUGGACUGCCCACCCGGAAGCACACUUGUGCUCUCGGACUACAGUACAGAAUUUAGGUCUGGCGCAAUCAAGUGUGCACCAUACGAGGAUGUAUGCCCUAAAUCCCUUUACCCCGACGAUGACCGCGACAAUAACGACAACGAAAACAGCAGCACCACAUCCAGUACGAGUAAAGGCGCGUGCCUGUUAGCCAUAACGCUUGUGGCGAUUUUGUUAGCUAUGAUUGGUCUUUUGAUUUAUACCUGGCGCUAG
Phytomonas sp. Hart1 is the source of this 1419-nucleotide messenger RNA. Lineage: Eukaryota; Euglenozoa; Kinetoplastea; Trypanosomatida; Trypanosomatidae. The record is from the annotation of a GenBank genome assembly.